AUGCCUCUGAUAAACGGCGUCAAGAUGGCCUGUGAGCCGUGCAUCCGAGGCCAUCGCUCCACCAAAUGCACUCACGCCAAUGAACGGCUCAUGGUCCCCGUGCGCAAGCCGGGACGGCCACUCAGCUCGUGUCCGCAUCCCGCAUCCAAGCCAUGCACCUGUGCUGCCCUCAUGGCUGCCAUACCCAAGAGUCACAAGUGCCCCUGCGGCACCGCGGAGGAGGCAGCUGGCCGCAAGGCGGCCGAGACUGCGGACCGGGAGGCGUCUAAUGGAAUGGUGACGCCCCCGAGCCCGGCACCAAAGGGAACCUCUGCUGCACCGGCAUACCGCGUACAAAAGGCCAAUUCGAAGAAUGGACCGGCUAAAAAGCAGAUCGAUCCGGCCAACCUCGAAAGAAUGGAUGUGAACCAGUUGAACAUACUCUCUUCCCCUGAACUGAAAUCACCAACAACGCCGACCAAUGGCGCCAUGCCUACGACGCCCAUUACUGCCUUCCCCAGCUACGGAAUGAUGGGCUUUCUCCCCAACGGCAACGCCUUCAACCCUAACCCGACCGUGUUUCCUCUAUAUCAGCAACUGGCAUCGGCAAAUCCAACGGCUGGCCACAUGGCGACCAAACCGAUGGCACCGAAUGGCCACCCUCUCGUGAAUGGACAAGGCGCGGUCGUUGCAGCUAAGAGUUGCUGUGGCCCUGCGAAGUCGACCUUGGCGCAGCCGAAUGAACAGCAUGCGCCUAAAGCGAACGGAACAAAUGGUGUCGAAAACCAGCCCAAGAGCUGCUGCUCAUCCCGAGCAGAAAAAUCGGAGUCGAAGCCUCAAGAACGCAUGCCUACGCCAGCAAUGGCUCCUCAGGCCAACGGCAUGAUGAUGCCGCAGUUUACUAAUAUGCCGAUUGGUAUGCCAAAUGGCAUGUAUCCCUACUUUGCCCAGCCUGCCAUAUUCGCAUAUCCGCCACAGUACGGCUCCUAUAUGCAACCGCUCCAGCCAGAUCAGUGGAGACAGCUGAUGACGGCACUGAGCAUUGGACAGCAGCAACCGACAAACGUGCAACAGAAUAUUCCGUACAGCGCACCCGCCCCAGCAUCCGCCCCAGCGCAGCAAUUUCCGCAGACCAGCAGCUCAGAAGCAGAUUCGACAUGGACAGCUCAUCACUGCAGCUGCGGGGAUGGCUGCCAGUGUAUUGGCUGUGCCACACACCCGUAUAACACAGCAACGCAGAACUACGUUCGAUCUGCCUGGAAUAGCAUGACGGAGGAUUCGCCCAAGCGCCACAGACAUUCCGAUAGUGUCAGUACCCCAAGCAUAAACGGCAGCUACGAGAUGCCCACGCCCUCGAACCAAUCACCGAUUGGCGGCUCGACGCCCGUCAUGGCAAAGAUGGAAGAGACUGCCUCACCCACGACGGCGCAGACGCCAUCAGACGCCACCUCGACUCUCGGAGAAGAGUUGACCUUGUCGGCAAAUGACUUUUUCUUUGUCAGCUAUCCGUUUGGCGACAUUUGCGAAGGAGAGAUGGCCAACUGUCCUUGCGGGGAUGGUUGCCAGUGCAUUGGCUGUGCCAUCCAUGUCACUGUCCAGCAAGGCCAUUGA
This is a messenger RNA of Trichoderma asperellum CBS 433.97, 1590 nucleotides long. RefSeq lists its product as uncharacterized. The record is from RefSeq and is a predicted model, not a curated record. Gene Ontology annotation, biological process: intracellular copper ion homeostasis; positive regulation of transcription by RNA polymerase II; intracellular iron ion homeostasis. Gene Ontology annotation, molecular function: DNA-binding transcription factor activity, RNA polymerase II-specific; copper ion binding; RNA polymerase II cis-regulatory region sequence-specific DNA binding. NCBI's taxonomy places the organism in Eukaryota, Fungi, Ascomycota, Sordariomycetes, Hypocreales, Hypocreaceae. Gene Ontology annotation, cellular component: nucleus.